Oncorhynchus tshawytscha (Chinook salmon) is the source of this 4402-nucleotide messenger RNA. RefSeq names its product B-cadherin-like. The record is from RefSeq and is a predicted model, not a curated record. Gene Ontology annotation, biological process: adherens junction organization; multicellular organism development; cell morphogenesis. Gene Ontology annotation, cellular component: plasma membrane; catenin complex; cytoplasm. The transcript has 22 exons. Bases 113 to 3691 code for a protein of 1192 amino acids. Gene Ontology annotation, molecular function: cadherin binding; calcium ion binding. Lineage: Eukaryota; Metazoa; Chordata; Actinopteri; Salmoniformes; Salmonidae.
GCGACAACCCAGAAAGAAUAGAUUUGAACGAGAGAGACGUUUCCCCUCUACUCGUAAACUGAUUACUUUUUACCUCUUGGUGGAACGACUGUCCAGAAAUUAUUCAAAACAAAUGGGGGCAUUUUGGUUUGUGGAGCUGGGCGUAUUAAUAUUAUUUCUCCAGGCUUUCAAACCAGGGUUGUCGGAGGAGUCAAAAUGUCUUCCAGGUUUCAAUUCAGAAAUGUACAUUUUCAAAGUGGAAAGAAAUCACUUACGAAGUGGCCGGAGUCUUGGAAAAGUGGUUUUUGAUGACUGCACCAGCCGUACCAGCUUUCUCUUUCACUCCGAGGAUUCACGCUUCAAAGUAGAUGGCGACGGGACGCUGAAACUGAAGAGGGGGCUGACUCUGCAUAAUGGACAUAAGGAGUUCUAUGUCUCUACCCAGUCCAAGGGCAAGAAGAUCACGGUUCCAGUCAGAGUGCUGCAUAAGGCCAGACAUGGCCACCACCACAAUCACCAUGAGAUGACCACCCAGCCCAAGCCAGGAGAAAGUCUGUCUCUACCUGUUCUGAACUUCCCCAAGUCUUCAGGAGGUCUGAAAAGAAGGAAGAGGGACUGGGUCAUUCCUCCCAUCAACUUCCCAGAGAAUGGCCGAGGCCCGUUCCCCAAGAAUAUGGUGCAGAUCAAGUCCAGCAAUGAUAAAGAGGUGAAGAUCCAGUACAGCAUCACUGGCACUGGGGCAGACCUACCUCCUGUGGGACUCUUCACUGUGGACAAAAACUCUGGAAUACUCUAUGUGACCCAGCCUUUGGACAGGGAGAGAAAAGACCAAUACAUUCUCCUAGCCCAUGCUGUUGCAGUGGGUGCAGGUAUAGCUGAGGAUCCCAAGGAGAUCAUUGUGAAAGUCAUCGAUAUGAAUGACAACAAACCUGUAUUUACCCAAGAUCCAUUUACGGGAACAGUUCCUGAAGCAUCAAAACCAGGUGAUGAGGUCAUGCAGGUAACGGCCACUGAUGCUGAUGAGGAGGGCUCUGCCAAUUCUGAUGUCAGAUACACCAUUCUCAGUCAGGAGCCUCCACUACCAAGCCCCAACAUGUUUGUCAUCAACCCUGUGACUGGAGGGAUUCGGGUUAACGCACCUGGGUUGGACAGAGAGAAAUUUACCAAAUAUACUUUGGCAAUCCAAGCUGCCGAUAUGGAGGGAAAUGGCCUCACCAGCUUUGGCAAAGCCAUCAUUACAGUAACGGACAGCAAUGACAACGCGCCACAGUUUGUGACACCUUCGUACACUGUGUCAGUCCCAGAGAAUAAAGUGGAUGCCUUGGUGGUGAAAAUGCCAGUGACUGAUGGAGAUGAGCCUCACUCCUCUGCCUGGGCCACCACCUACAAGAUAGUUGACGGGGACCCUCAAGGCCUUUUCAGUGUGUGCACAAGCCCUAGCAAGCUGGAGGGCACCAUUAUGACAGUAAAACCUGGAGCAAGUCUGUCUCUACCUGUUCUGAACUUCCCCAAGUCUUCAGGAGGUCUGAAAAGAAGGAAGAGGGACUGGGUCAUUCCUCCCAUCAACAUCCCAGAGAAUGGCCGAGGCCCGUUCCCCAAGAAUAUGGUGCAGAUCAAGUCCAGCAAUGAUAAAGAGGUGAAGAUCCAGUACAGCAUCACUGGCACUGGGGCAGACCUACCUCCUGUGGGACUCUUCACUGUGGACAAAAACUCUGGAAUACUCUAUGUGACCCAGUCUUUGGACAGGGAGAAAAAAGACCAAUACAUUCUCCUAGCCCAUGCUGUUGCAGUGGGUGCAGGUAUAGCUGAGGAUCCCAUGGAGAUCAUUGUGAAAGUCAUCGAUAUGAAUGACAACAAACCUGUAUUUACCCAAGAUCCAUUUACGGGAACAGUUCCUGAAGCAUCAAAACCAGGUGAUGAGGUCAUGCAGGUAACGGCCACUGAUGCUGAUGAGGAGGGCUCUGCCAAUUCUGAUGUCAGAUACACCAUUCUCAGUCAGGAGCCUCCACUACCAAGCCCCAACAUGUUUGUCAUCAACCCUGUGACUGGAGGGAUUCGGGUUAACGCACCUGGGUUGGACAGAGAGAAAUUUACCAAAUAUACUUUGGCAAUCCAAGCUGCUGAUAUGGAGGGAAAUGGCCUUACCAGCUUUGGCAAAGCCAUCAUUACAGUAACGGACAGCAAUGACAACGCGCCACAGUUUGUGACGCCUUCGUACACUGUGUCAGUCCCAGAGAAUAAAGUGGAUGCCUUGGUGGUGAAAAUGCCAGUGACUGAUGGAGAUGAGCCUCACUCCUCUGCCUGGGCCACCACCUACAAGAUAGUUGACGGGGACCCUCAAGGCCUUUUCAGUGUGAGCACAGGCCCUAGCAAGCUGGAGGGCAUCAUUACAACCGCUAAGCCGCUUGACUUUGAGAAGAACAGCAAGUACACUCUGCUGGUCACUGUGCAGAAUGAAGUCCCAUUCGCAAUCAGCCUGCCCACCUCCACUGCUACUGUUGUAGUGAAUGUGGAGGAUGUGAAUGAAGCUCCAGUCUUCACCCCAGUGGAGAAGAUUAUCAGGAAACCUGAGGACCUCCCUGUUGACAGUGACCUGGUUCUGUACACCGCCACAGACCCAGACACUGCAAGGAAUCAGAAAGUCACAUACAAGAUACGAAAUGAUCCUGCUGGAUGGCUAAGUAUCAACAAAGACACUGGGCUGAUCAAAGUCAAGAGCCUCAUGGACAGAGAAUCCACUUUUGUCCAAGACAACAAAUACUCUGUUAUUGUUCUGGGUAUCGACAACGAUGAAAUCCCGGCAACUGGCACUGGCACCCUUAUCAUAGAGCUGGAGGAUGUGAAUGAUAAUGCUCCAACCAUUGAUGAGAGUGUGAUCAGGGUCUGCAACAAGGAGUCCUCCCCACAGCUGCUGUCAGUCACUGAUAAAGACAGCGCGGGCUUUGCUGCUCCAUACACCGUACAGCUUCAGGGGCCGUCCCAUUCUAACUGGACUGCCAGAAUGAACGACACAAAGACUGGCAUUAUCCUGACACUGAAGACUGUGUUGGACAGUGGAGAUUACAUGGUUGUCCUGAGAGUGUCUGACAACCAGGGCCUGCACCAUGACAGCACCAUCCAGGCCUCCGUGUGUGACUGCAAAGGAGCAGAUGUCCAGUGUACCGAUAAAGCUGUAGCAGGCUUCGGCAUCUCUAGCAUUCUGGGAAUUCUAGGAGCAGUCUUACUACUCCUAUUGUUGUCACUUCUGCUGCUCAUGUUCCUGCGGAAGAGAGGUGGUGAGAAGAAGGAGCCUCUGCUGCAAGAGGACGAUGUCAGGGACAACAUCUACUACUAUGACGAGGAGGGAGGUGGCGAGGAUGACCAGGAUUUUGACUUGAGUGUCCUGCACAGAGGUCUGGAUAACCGUCCUGAUGUUUUCCGUAAUGACAUCGCUCCAACCAUGGCCCGGCCAGAGUAUCGUCCACGACCCGCCAACCCAGCCGACAUUGGCAACUUCAUUGAUGAUAACCUGAAGGCAGCUGACAACGACCCCACUGCCCCUCCCUACGACUCCCUCCUGGUGUUUGACUAUGAAGGAGGUGGCUCUGAGGCCGGCUCCCUCAGUUCCCUCAACUCCUCCAACUCAGGAGGCGACCAGGACUACGACCUCCUUCAAGAGUGGGGCCCGCGCUUCAAGAAGCUGUCUGACAUGUACGGAGGAGGAGAGGAUUGAGAAGUCAGUCAGCCACUAAACCUUUUUGCUUGGAAACUGUCCGGUUCUCCACACUUGGGUCUGUAGACUGAGGUCAUUUCUUUAUUUCCCCUUUUUUAUGCGUUUCGGGCACAUCUACAGUUUGGCAAUUUGAUUUGUGCAGACAUGGGACCAUUUUAGAAAAAUGUGUUCAAUGCUCGUCUUCAGCAUGGGGAGGGUGGCACACUCUUGGCUCUGCACUAGCAGGAUGUUGACAUGGAUUUUACACAGUUCAGCAGUUCUUUCUAAUGGACUCUUAACAACCCCAGAUUGUACUUGAAUUUAAUAUGCUUUGUUUGCUGUUUUUUGCUUCUAUGUUGGCGUCGUAUCGAAGUUCUUUUAAAAAAAUGGAUGGGGAUAUAUAUAACGAUCCUUUGGCAUGAAAUUGAAGUUACUGGAAGCCAAAUGAGCCUUACGAUUUUUGUUAGCAUUUAUUGAGCUUGAUAAUAAACUUAAGUUUGGAUUACUUUAUUCCUUUUCAUUUUAAUCAUAUUAAUCACUAAGUAUAUUUUUUUUUCCUGAAGAAGCUCCGUUCUGCUUUUUUAAAUUAAAGAUAUCCCUUUGGUACAAUGAUGGAUGUUAAUAUUUGUAUUAAAUACAUUGUAAUUUGUCUUAUUUUGAAUUAAAUUAUUCAAAUUCACAGCUGAGACACUAGAUGGCGAUGAUUGAAUAAAACAGUUCUUGGUCAAUGAA